Rhodofomes roseus is the source of this 1552-nucleotide messenger RNA. Its product is annotated as vacuolar membrane protein-domain-containing protein. The record is from RefSeq and is a predicted model, not a curated record. Lineage: Eukaryota; Fungi; Basidiomycota; Agaricomycetes; Polyporales; Fomitopsidaceae. The transcript is spliced from 5 exons. Gene Ontology annotation, cellular component: membrane. The coding region runs from base 92 to 1414 and encodes 440 amino acids.
CCCCACUCUACGAUCCCACCGGCUCUCAGUGCGAGCCUCCCAGCCACCGCGGGCCUCCUCCCACCUCCUCCCCCUCCUUCUCCUCGUCGGAAUGGCCGACAAACCAGACAGCUUUUUUGACGACUACCCCGAUGUCGACCAGUCAGGGUGCAGGCUUCUUGGCCCAACAGCUCUGGUCACUCAGGGUCUCAUGGGCGUGCUGGUCGUUGCCUCCCUUAUCUACAAGAGACAUCGAGAGAGCCCGAGACGCCCCUGGCGGAUAUGGCUCUUCGAUGUCUCGAAGCAGGUCAUCGGACAAAUGGUCAUACACGGAGUUAAUGUUCUCGUAUCCGACACUAUUGCCCACCUAUCCUCCGGCAAUGCGUGUGUGUUCUACUUCCUCAAUAUCCUUCUCGACACCACAAUAGGUGUCGGCAUCAUCUACUUUAUUUUGCACAUUACGACAUGGCUCCUCAGCGAGAAAUGUCAACUCAAAGGUUUCGAGUCUGGGCAGUACGGCUCACCACCCUCCUUCAAUUAUUGGAUUCGCCAGGCUACAGUCUACAUCUUCUCCCUCCUUUCCAUGAAGAUGCUUGUCAUCGCGCUCUUCGCCGUCUGGCCUGGCAUCUUCAUGCUCGGCGAUUGGCUCCUCACCUUCCUUGGUCCAAGCGAUGCCGUCCAGGUCAUCUUCACCAUGGGCCUUUUCCCUAUAAUGAUGAACAUCAUCCAGUUCUGGCUCAUCGACUCCAUCGUCAAGUCCUCGCAAGCCGCCGCCGUCGCCCUCCCCACGCUCACCCCCCGCUCCUCCACCGAUGGCGAGCACGAGCACGAGCCGCUCUUCCGCGCCUCCUCAGACGACGAAGAUAACGACGGCGCCUUCCCCGCGCGGCACGACAUCGAGAACCCGCGGCCGCGCUCGCGCUCGCUCUCCGCGGACGCAGACAGGCUCGGUCUCCCCGACGAGCCCAAGUCGCUCGGCUCGGGCACCUCGACCGCCGUCGGCUCGACCCCGGGCACGCCCAAGCCAAAACCGAUCGACAUCAAGCGCGGCGUGGAGGCGCACGCGUACCCGCCGAGCCUCGCUGGCUCGAGCGUCGACACGAGCUCAUCGGCUGCAAGCUCGUUGCACGGGCGGUCCAGGUCUCCGCGGGCGAAGCGAAAACACUCGCCGCCGCCGGCACUCCCGCUCCAGCCGAUGUCGCCGCAAGCUGAACGCCAGGCGACACGCCGGCAUACCCACAGCGAUAGCCUCACCCCUAAGCCCGCCGAUACUCAAUAUGAUGAGAAGGAGUGGGCGGACUGGGGUGAUGAGGGUGAUAACUGGGCAGAACGGGUGGGCGAGGAGGAAUGGACAGGUAGGCGUAUGGAGGCGCGCAAAGGGGAGCUAGACAACGUAUGGGCACGACAGCAUAGUGCGGCUCUAUCUAUCUCGUAGUACCAUAAGUAUGGGCCAGUCUGGGUUUGCUUGCUGUCUGCGCACUUUGCUGUCGUCUAUUGUGUACCAUACCCUGUCACCAUUAGUUCAUCUUCACACGGAAUGAUAGAGGACCACACUGCUACGAUUUACACGAGG